Messenger RNA from Orbicella faveolata, 3439 nucleotides. RefSeq names its product conserved oligomeric Golgi complex subunit 2-like. Lineage: Eukaryota; Metazoa; Cnidaria; Anthozoa; Scleractinia; Merulinidae. Gene Ontology annotation, cellular component: membrane; COG complex. The record is from RefSeq and is a predicted model, not a curated record. Gene Ontology annotation, biological process: Golgi organization; protein transport; intra-Golgi vesicle-mediated transport.
UUAUUUUCGAAUGUGCCGCUUCGAAGCAAUAUUUGCUGGGGCCCACUUUUCAGAUCUUCUGACGUGCCUUCAUAAAGUGGGCCUCAGAGGGAAGGAUGCCUGGCACUUUUUCGAUGUGAUGAGUUGGAACAAAAUGGCGGACUCUCUGGAGGAAAUCGUUCCUCGAGAACCAAGCUCGGCUAUCUUUUCCAGAGCAGAUUUCAUGAAGGAAUCUUUUAGUGUGGAUAGCUUUGUUGGAAGCUGCAAAGGGAGCGUUCCUCUAGAUGCUCUGAAAGCAAAUUUAGAUGAUUAUUUGAAGUCAUUAAAACAUGCCCUGAUUGAGUUGAUCAACGAGGAUUAUGCCGACUUCGUGAAUUUGUCCACAAACCUGGUUGGAAUGGAUAAGAACAUUGCCAGUUUGUCAGUUCCUUUAGGACAACUGAAAGAAGAAGUAUUGCUCAUUAAGUCUGAUCUUGAUGGAACUAUUGAUGCAAUACAAAACAAACUAGAUGAAAGAGCAUUGCUGAGACAGAAAAAGAUGUGUAUGCAACAUUUAUUGAACAUCACAAAGUCACUGGAGAAGAUCGAGAGACUAUUACAAGGGUCAAGGCUAACCCAGGAUGUGUCCUCCAAAGAACCCGAAGGGGAUGAUGACUCACACCUGAUUGAGAGAGUGGCCAGUGAGUUUAAUCAGCUGCAGUUUUAUGUUACUCAGAGUCAAGGUCAUCCAUUGGUGGAAAGCAUCAGAGGGCGUAUUGCAGCCAUAACAAGCACCCUUCAAAAGAAAUUGGAAGCAGCAUUUCAAGAAGGACUCCAGACUGGAGAGCUGAAUCUGCUAUCUCGUGUUCUAAGAACAUAUGCCAUCAUUGACAAGACAAAAGAUGCUGAAAUGUUGUUCAGAGAAGUUACUGUAAAGCCUUACAUGAGUGAGGUUAUUGUUGAGAAGGCACUGACUACAGAUUCUUCACAGGGUCUCUACAAUGUCUAUAACAAGGUUCUUGAGUUUGUUCCCAAACACUGUGCACAGAUGAUGAACAUAACAUCAGGAAGGUUUGUAGCCAGUGAUGUGGAGAUGUUUGGUGAACAGAGGGCAGGAAUUCGAGGCUUUGACUUUUUAGUGAAUGCUGUGUGGCCUGAAGUCAUGAGUCUCGUUGAGGCACGGUUUGGAUCAAUCUUUGCCCCUGGAAAUCCAGAUGCUUUUCAUCAGAAAUAUAUGACCACGAUAUGGUUUAUCAAUAAGUUUGAAGGUGUUUGUGGGUCAAAGUCAAGUGUACAGAGACUGAGAUCACAUCCUAGCUUCACUGCUUUUAUGGCAAGGUGGAGUUUACCGGUCUAUUUUCAAAUAAGGUUUCAGGAGAUAGUUAAUAAGUUUGAAAAUUCACUGCAGUUGCCUGAAGAUCUAGACAGAACAAAAGAUGCUGAGUUGUACUCAACAUCAGCUGUGAGUGUAUUGUGGUGGUGUAUUGAGAGAUGUUGGGAGGACUCUGUAUAUAUUCAAGCCCUGUGUCAUAGAUUUUGGAAGCUGACCUUACAGUUAUUGUCACGUUUGUCUGUGUGGAUUAAAGAAGAUGUUUCUUCUACAAGAGCUGCCAGUAUCAGUGAUGGCGACACAAGUGAAGCUACUGGUGAGGUGACCACAUCGUAUUUAGUUCACUUACUCAGUGACUUAAAUACACUUCUUACAAAGCUUCCUGAGUUUUUCAGACAAGGGAUCUUACCAAAGCUACGUCAAACAAACAUUCAAGACACAGAGAUGCUUUCAGAGGCCAUCCUAGAAUCUUGUGGGGCUCUUCAACAACUGGUGCCAGGACUGGAGGGUCAAAUUGUGAGCCAAGUGGUAAACAAGGCCUCACAGGGGCUUGAAGCUGCCAAGAAUAUCCCGAGACUGUACCGGAGGACUAAUAAAGAGGCUCCAAGUAAGGCGUCUACGUUUGUGAGCAGCGUACUGAAGCCUGUCCGUGAGUUCAUGGAGGACAAUCAAACUCUUGUUAAACAACAGCAGCGUCAAGCCUGGGCAGCGGCUAUUCUACAAACGUUGCUUGUCAAGUAUCACGCGGUUACAGGUGAUGUGUUAACGUCCAUCAAACGAACCGAGGACAGUCUAAUGCGUCUGAAGCGAUCCAGGAAACAGCCGGGAUCUGGAGCGAGUAGUCAAGCACUCAACCAGGAAAACCAGUCUGCUAUGAGUGAUGACGACAAGAUUCGGCUCCAAUUCACUCUCGACACGGAAGAGUUUGGACGAGCAAUAAAGGAGUUGGGCAUUGAAGAAAACCGAACCCCAGCAUAUACCGAAUUACUCAACACAGUGAAAGCUGCUCGUGCCUCAAACACUGCCAUCAACUGACCAAGCAUCAAUUAUCAGAGGACAGAUCCUUGCGUUGCAGGCAGAACAAGUUCAUGUAAUGCUAAUAUUACAAGAUACUGGGAUCACUUCAUACAGUCUCCAAGGACUUAGGGCGAGUACUAAAGAACUGCCUGAGAAACUUUGAAAUACAAUCAACUCACUCGGCUCGUUACAAGAGAAGUGAGGAUUAUUUUCGAGCUCACUGGGAUAUGGUCUAAGAGGUCGUGUGAGGAGCUUUACAGGGCGAUAUUAUUGAAAUGUUGGCUGGACGUCCGACAUUAAUUUGUUAAAGGGCUAACGUGGAAAUGAGUCGUUAUUUGUCACACACUAAGGUCACUGUUAUUUAUAUCAUGUACAUUACUUUGUGAUGAGGUCAAUAUCUUUGUUAUAAAUUAGCAGAUAUUUUAACCGGAGAAAUUAAUGUAAAGAAAAAGACAUUGUAGAGAAGCGGUUAUAAAGAGAUUUAAAAUGUAUAUAUAUAGCUAAUUUGUGUAUAGCUUGGCUGCGGAUGUCUAUUUUUCUUUAACACUUUUUAGACUGUGAAAAGAAACAUUAGACUCGUGCAUGCAGGCUAGCAGCCAUACUACAUCUGGGACCUAGAUUGUGCUACCGGCGCUAAAUUUGAAGUUUUCAUCCAAAGUUCGAACAUUCAUCUCUUCUACAGAAUAGGUGUCAAUAAAACAUUGUUUUGUUAACAUUACUGACCUCAUACCUAUAUUGGCCAGUUUAUUAAUUUCUAUCAUGGUAUGAGGUCUGGCAAUCGAGGCAAUAGUCUUCUCGGGAUUGGACUGGAACUAGCUUGAAAGUGAGACUGAUGCGGGGAGUCUUCUGAAAUGGAAAUGACAUAAACCAUUCCCGAACAUGCCCCAUUGCAAGCUAUUUCUAGUCCAGUACCAGUUUGCAAUCCACAAAUUGAUCAGUGGUAGUUACAUCUGACGCAUGCGCAUUAAUUAUUACUUGAUCUAAAACAGAAAGAAUGUGAAUCACUAGGUACUGUGCAUCGCUGAUAGAUAAUCCAACAAAUAGAAAUAUUGUAUUUGUCAGACGGGCUUGUCAGAUUACUUAAGAGGUAGUUCAAACGAGUAAAUUGGUUUUUCGUAAAACGAGAAACUCGGA